AUGAAAUUUCUUUAUUCAUUGAUUUCGUUUCUCUAUAUCCCACUCCUCUCACUUGCAAGUCAGAAACUGGACCCAAACAAACUAAACCCAUCAUUAAGGCUGGAAAUGAAAGUGAAGAUAGGAAAUAGUCAACUUAAAUCAAUGACAUUAGGUCUAUUUGCUGAACAAGUGCCAAAGACUGUCAAUAACUUCUAUUCCUUGUGUAUUGGAAAUAAACGAGAUGAGGAUGGGAAGGAAAUGACAUAUGUUGGAAGUAAAUUUCAUAGAGUUAUUCCAGGCUUUAUGGCCCAAGGUGGAGACUUCACUAAGCACAAUGGUAUGGGGGGUAAAAGUAUUUAUGGAGAUACUUUUGAAGAUGAAAAUUUUUCAAUUAAACAUGCCCCUUAUGUCCUAUCAAUGGCAAAUAGAGGAGAGCACACAAAUGGGUCUCAAUUCUUUAUCACAUUUGGUCAUACACCUCAUCUAGAUGGGAAACAUGUAGUAUUUGGACGUCUAAUGGACGAAAAGAGCAAGAAAGUACUAAGAGAAAUUGAAUUAGUCGGUUCAAUGAGUGGCAAAUGCUCAAAAGAUGUCAUAAUUACUGAGUGUACUUUAUUGUCUGGGUCUCCUAGUGAAAUUUUACAAUAG
This is a messenger RNA of Cryptosporidium muris RN66, 627 nucleotides long. RefSeq names its product peptidyl-prolyl cis-trans isomerase, cyclophilin-type family protein. The record is from RefSeq and is a predicted model, not a curated record. The transcript has a single exon. Bases 1 to 627 code for a protein of 208 amino acids. Lineage: Eukaryota; Apicomplexa; Conoidasida; Eucoccidiorida; Cryptosporidiidae. Gene Ontology annotation, biological process: protein peptidyl-prolyl isomerization; protein folding. Gene Ontology annotation, molecular function: peptidyl-prolyl cis-trans isomerase activity.